GUUUGAAAGGUCACGCGCACGGUUAACCAAUCAGAAGAUUUCUUUUAUAAACACGGUGGUCUUUCUUUGUGCGCCAUUUUACAAUCAUACAUCGAACACUCCAAAAAUUUGUUCUGCGCGUGGUUUUACUUAUCUCUCACAAUGUCUGAAGAUCAAUCUAAAAAGGAUGAUGUCAAGUCAGAGACUGAACACAUAAACUUGAAGGUGACUGGACAGGACGGAAGUGUGGUGCAUUUCAAAAUUAAGAGAAACACACCCUUGCGAAAACUGAUGUCUGCAUACUGUGAUCGAGCUGGGCUUAAAAUGGGUGUGGUACGAUUCAGAUUUGAUGGCAAUCCAAUUAAUGAAACAGACACACCACACGGGCUUGAUAUGGAAGAUGGUGACUCAAUAGACGUGUUUCAACAACAGACCGGUGGAUUAGUGCUAUCAUGAGCUCGGAACAGAUGGGUGGGCAAACAGUGGAUAACCAAACAAUAUUAACAAUAUGGAACAGUCAUACACAUUUUGGAUCAUGUCUGCGAGAGACAGAAUUAACACUUACGAAAAUAUUCUCCCUCAUUUUAAAUAGUUAUUUGGACAGUUUUUAUAACUCCGCAUAUUGCUGAUAACCUCACUUUUGUUGUAGGUCUAAAGUAUCUCACAAUUUGUAUGCAUUAAAAUCAGUGGACAGUGUUUCUUAAAAAGUUGUAAUUCACAUAUUUUAUCAUGAUUGUCCUUAUUUCUCUUUUUUUUUCCAUUUUUAUGCCUGUUGUAUAUAUUUUUGUUCUUUAAUACUGGCUUUUUCUGAAGAUAUGUUUUCACAUAAUUAUUUGAUCAGUUAACAACUUUUUGGGAUCAUUGCUCCAGCUAAGAUUUUAAAACGGCGGGUACGCUUAUGUCAAAAGAGCAUUUAGUGCAUAGUGUAAUAUCAUCACUUUGAGUUUGUCAUAUUUUGAAUAUAGCAUGCGUUGUUUAUAAAUUAACAGUUUUUAAGAUUUAAGAUUUUUAAGACAUUGUUUCUAGAUUGAAUAAAACUGUUUUCACUGUAAAAACACUCAGUUAAUUUAUUUCAACUUGAUUAAAUUAUGUGAUCAGAUAAAAUCAAUGGCAUUUUCAGGCUUGAAAGGGACCUUGGGACGGCUGGGUGCUGUGUUCUGUAGAAAAGCCUAGCUGGAGCAUUGUGUCAAAACCUUUGUUAAGCAAAACAUUCUACUUCAAAUUGUUUUUAUUUUAGGUUCUUAUUUGUUGACAAUUAAAAAAUGUUUCAGAAAGGCAACUGCUUGCUGGCAAGUUGAAUAGCCAGCUAAGCAAUAUUUUAUGUGUACACAUGUCUAUCAUCAUAAUGUCAUCUGAACCCAUUUUCAUUGUAGAUAAAGUAGAUGUUACAUUCUUGCAUUAAAUGUUUGUAAAAAUGUG
This is a messenger RNA of Dreissena polymorpha, 1398 nucleotides long. Its product is annotated as small ubiquitin-related modifier 3-like. Gene Ontology annotation, biological process: protein sumoylation. Gene Ontology annotation, cellular component: nucleus. The transcript is spliced from 5 exons. The record is from RefSeq and is a predicted model, not a curated record. NCBI's taxonomy places the organism in Eukaryota, Metazoa, Mollusca, Bivalvia, Myida, Dreissenidae. The coding region runs from base 142 to 435 and encodes 97 amino acids. Gene Ontology annotation, molecular function: protein tag activity; ubiquitin-like protein ligase binding.